Thamnophis sirtalis is the source of this 5319-nucleotide messenger RNA. It is a transcript of the gene NHERF2, whose product is annotated as NHERF family PDZ scaffold protein 2. The record is from RefSeq and is a predicted model, not a curated record. Gene Ontology annotation, molecular function: protein-membrane adaptor activity; signaling receptor binding. Gene Ontology annotation, cellular component: apical plasma membrane. Gene Ontology annotation, biological process: protein localization to plasma membrane. Lineage: Eukaryota; Metazoa; Chordata; Lepidosauria; Squamata; Natricidae.
CGUCGGAAGCGGAGCGGAGCCAGGAGCGGCGGCCGGCCAUGGAGCAGGGCGCGCCCCGCCGCCAACCGCGCCUCUGCCAGAUGCUCCGCGGCGAGCAGGGCUACGGCUUCCACCUGCACGGCGAGAAGGGCAAAAGCGGCCAGUUCAUCCGCAAGGUCGAGCCUGGCUCGCCGGCCGAGGCAGCGGGGCUGCGCGCCGGGGACCGCCUGCUCGAAGUCAACGGCGUCAACGUGGAGAAAGAGACGCACCACCAGGUUGUGCAGCGCAUCAAAGCAAUUGAAGCCGAGACCCAGUUGCUGGUGGUGGACAAAGAGACUGAUGAGCAUUUCCGGAGUCUCCGUCUGACCUGCUCCGAGGAGGCCGGUCGGCCGAUCAUGGUGGCAAACCCUGAAGCACUGCCAGUCAAGGGGCCCCAUUCCAGUAAUGGAGACUCCUGGAAGGCUCUGGCCGAGCUGAGCAGCAGGAGCCUGAAAAGGCACAAGCACAGUUUAGGUUCGGAGAGUGGGAAGAAGGAUGUGAAUGGGCAGGCCAAGGAGCCUUUGGGGCCCCGACUUUGCCACCUCAAGAAAGGGCCCAAUGGCUACGGGUUCAACCUGCACAGCGAGAAGUCCAGGCCUGGCCAGUUCAUCCGCUCAGUGGAUCCAGAUUCCCCAGCAUUCACGGCGGGUCUCCGGCCACAAGACAGACUUGUGGAGGUCAAUGGGAUCAAUGUGGAAGGCAUGAAGCAUUCAGAAGUUGUGGCCCACAUCAAGUCUAAGGAAAACGAAACAAGGUUGCUGGUAGUGGACCCUGCCACAGAUGAGCAUUUCAAGAAACUUGGUGUUGCCCCUGCUGAGGAACACAUUCGAGGGGGAAUUCCUCCACCUAUGACGAAUGGGUCAGCGCAAACACAGCUGAAUGGUGGAUCCAUGUCUUCGUCCCACAGCGAUUGCCAAAGUCCUGAGGAGGCCGAGGUGAGAGAGGCGAAAAAGAAAGAUCCCUUUGAAGAAAGCGGGUUGAACUUGAGUCCCACCGCAGCGGAAGCCAAAGAGAGAGUGCGUGCCAAGCGGGUGAACAAGAGGGCGCCUCAGAUGGACUGGAACAAGAAGCGGGAGAUUUUCAGCAACUUCUGAGCCCACCAAGGGGCUCUCUUUCCCUCCCGGCUCUUCCUGCACGAAGACAUUUGCAAGGUGCACAACUUGUGUCCCACCCCGACGGACAACGCAAUUCAUGCUCCACAUUUUUCCACAGGCAAGACGGAUUCUUCCUGAUCGCGGCGAGUGAAAGGGAAUGCGAAGAAGGCGGGAGGGAGAGAAAACCUCUUGCAGUUUGUAUUAAUUAUGGAUCAUUUAACUGGCAAUAUUAGAAUAUAUUAUUUAUAGGACCAUUUUUAUAUAAGGAAUUGUUUGAGUUGCUUUUCUUCCCUAUUUGUGUUUAGAUAUUUUAAAAUAUUUUUACAUUCCAAAUCAGCACCUUUCCUUUCCAUUUAGCUGAAAGCUAGAGUUUAUACCACUAUGGACUGCAAUGUUAACAGCUUCAGAAAUGGAUUAGCCAACUAUUCCUUCAUUGUGACUCUUUCUGUUCUGAGUUUGGAGUUUUAUUUUUGUCAUACUUUAUCUUCAGUACUUUAUUUUUUUCAGUACUUUAUUCAGUUAGCAUUUGAAAAUCCCUUGUUUUUAGCAUAGCGGAUCCUUUUCUUUCCAGUCCUUUUUCAGGCUCAUAACUUAACAAGUACAAGAUUUUUGUUACAAAAUACAACACACGAUUACAAGGACAGAGAUCAUAAGCAGUCAAGCCAACCUGUCAUUUAUUAAGGGAUUGUAAUCUGAAUUCAUUUUUGUUAUAACAGAGUCGCUCAAUAAUGAAAUGGAUGGCCUAUAAAUUUAAUAAGUAAAGAAAUGGAAUAUACUUUUUAGUGAGACUUGAGAAACAUAUAAAAAAAUGUUCCCUCAAGAAUGAAGUUCUUGCUGGUAAGCAAGAAACAUCUCAAGGUGAAUUUCUAUUAUUUUUAGGACAUUAAAAAAAACUUACAAUUCUUUAGUUUUGCUGAUCUUUCAGGAGCUGUGAGGCAGCCAGCAUCCCUUUCAGCUUGCAACCUAAAGUUUCCGUCCCCAAGAUGUUGACAGGGUUUGGUCUCAGGUGGGACUAAUCUUCACACAGAUGGUAAACAUGAUUGUGAAUUUGGUGUGAUGCUCUCUAGCUCUUCCACGGUUGCUCUUGGGGAAAGCAUGAAUGCUAGAUACCAGUGGGUCUGCUGAUCCCCAAAGAUCAUUGUGGCCCACCUGCUCCAGAGUGGUCCCUUUGUGCCUAACUCGGUGAAGACUCAACAUCCAGAGACAGUGGGCAACGGGGGGAGGGUGUUGUUUCUGGUGGUCGUCAUUGGCCACUGACCGUUCCAAGGGAGCCAGGGAAUGGAACCCACAGGGAAACUUACAUCUAAGCCCUCUAGGCAAGGAGUAUUUUUACUCCAUCUUUAUUCCUGGCGAGGCACCUGCUAUGGGAAAUUUCGGCUGCAAAUGCCAACGUGCCUUGGAUCCAGGUCAGGACAGAGCAGGCAAAUUUGGAAUUUCCCACCAAAUUGAUUCUCUUUUGGUGGGAAUGUGGUUUCUAGUGUUUCUGAACAGCAUAAAAUCAAGGCAAAUAUUUCCAAGUAAUUUCUGCAGAACUCUCUUGUCCAUAAAAAUGCCACUAAGAGUUGUGGACCCAAAGUGGAGGUCACUCUGGACAGAAGUACAGCUCCCAACAUUUUGGUGAUGCCCCAGACACCUUCAGAGGAGCUGCCAAAUUGGAAUGAUUAAUUUGGCAGGAGGGAUAUGUGGCAAGUCAGAAAUAAUCUUAACCAUAUGGAGUAUUUAUUAAACCUAAAUAUAAACCUAAUUGAGUUAAUGAAUGAACCCUACCCUACUCUUAAAGGCUGAAUGUGGCCUUUGGCAUGGAAAAAAUGCCCACCAGAGAACAAUUCCCUGAGCAGGAAGGGAGGGGCCUCCUCGCAGCUUUGCUAAUGAGGGAAGGAAAAGGGCAGGGAUGGCUCUCUGUGCCUUCCCCAGGAAAAGGAACAACCCUUUUUACUUUUAAAAAAAAGUUUUAAGAAGCUAGCUGAAUGGGGUGCAGUUUUUCUUUCUUUUUUAAAAAAAGCAGAGGGCAUGUAAACAAGGAGUUGCCUUUUAAUGAUGGCAGAGAUUAAAUAUUGCUCUCCUGGGGUCCCCUAAGUCCAGGAGCUGGCUGCAAUGGUGCAAUGAAAGCCCUGCCUUUUUUUGUAUACAAACUGUUCCCUGGCACUCCUGAAAGGGGUGGGGGGAGUGAUGUUUGGUGCUUUAUGAAUAUUUUGCAAAUGGUGGACUUGACGUUUGCUUAGUUUGUUCUUCCUUUGAAAAAAAGGUAGUGGUUGAGCAAUUUCUUGCAUUUCUUCCCAGAGGGGCCUUUUGUUGAGGCGCUGCCUGGGUUGACUUAAAAAUCAGGGACCUGACAGAGGGCUCUGAUGCUCUGAAGAGGCUUCCGAUACAUCAUAUAUGAGUUUAUGAUGCAUUUGCAUCCCUUAUGCGAGGCUACACUGCUUAAUUAUACCCCUAGGAGUCGGGCUUCAACCACAGAAUCUCUGGGCUGAGAAAAGCUUCGUAUUGCAAGAGAAUCAAAUUCCAGAUUUGGCUCUCCUGUUAAAGAAACCAAGAAGCUUCCAGUGAGAACUUUUUAGGAGUGGGGAGACCAUAAGCUGCAAUUCACACCUCACCCUUUCUUGUUUUCUUUCCAGUGAAUCUGAUUGUAGAAGAUGUGAUUGUGUUUGAAAGGACAAGUAAAAGCCACGAGUGUCUGGUUCUCUGGAACUUUGUCUUGUCUUUGUAGAAAGGGGAUAUCCCGGCAGAGAGAGGGAAGGCUUGGCGGUGGUCCUGUCCACCCUUUGGGGCUGGUAGGUGCCUGUCAGUUAGGCAGCAAGCAAUGCUUGUCAUUUUUGAAAGUCUGUCUCUCCAGCUUGUACACCUUGAGGCUCUCCAGAGGUGCUGGGGCUAGAGUGUCCUUAAUGCCAUCUUGGUUGAGAACAAGUAGCAGUGCAUUUCUCCUUGUCUGUGGAAGGUCCCAAUUUGGGAGAUAUUAAACAAGAAUUUUGGAUUUAGAAAACUAAAUUUCAGAUUAAUGAUUCCAUUAAUCUUUGACUUCACCAUUGUCCAUGCAGGAUGUCAAGGAUUGAUACAGAUCAUAGAAGCUGGCUCCUCAAACAUCACUGUUAUAAUGGAUUUUAAAAAAAUAUUUAAAGGUGUUUUUUUUAAAUGUAGCAGUGCCCACUGGGUGUUUUCCAUAAAGUCAAGAUGGCAGCCAAAGACCCUCCCCUUUCCAUGGGAGACCCAUGUGCAAAGGAGGUAGGGCUUCCAGUGCACAGCUGUUCCUGCCAUCUUCGGUUUCUCUUUCCUGCCCCCCAACUGGUACCCCGGAACCAACUUAUGAGCAGGGAGAAAAAUGUCACUGCAGUUUUCAGUUUCUCUGCAAUGAUUCACCACCAGAUUCCAAAUUAUUUUAAUAGCUGUCCUGCUGUAAGUGAUGGAAGCAUAAAAAUGUGGCAUGAUAAUGUGCAUAAUGCAAGGCUACAGAAAUGGAAAUCCCACCCCCUUCCAUUUCACGGUUGCAGGAGUCCCCCUUUGUCCGUUUCUGCUCUGUUCCCCCUAGUGAGAAUUGGUGGGCUCAGAGCCCCAGGCUUGGAGAUGUCCAGCUGAUCUAAUGGGGGAGGGGAUGCUCUUCAUUGGAGGAACUGGAGCCACCACAACAGGCAGCUGGGGAGGUUGAUGGAUGCCAAUGUGGAAGAGGCAUCUUCUGGGGGAGGUGUGCAUUUUUAAAAUGUGUGGGGAGACUGGUAUUAAGGUGGAAAUUCUUCAGGUAGUUCUCAUGGCUUGCAUUGAAAGUGUUUUUUGAGUCACCUUUUUUGUUUCAUCGUUUUAUGGAAUCGUUUUCACAUUAAGAGACGCUAGGGCAAAAGGUGGGCCUCAGCCCUGUGGCCUUUUUCUCCAGAGGACAAGUAUGCAGGUGCCAACCUAAGCAGGGGCUUUGUAAGUUUUCCAGACUGAAGGCUCCCUGGAUGGUGGGUGGGAUGAAGGCCCCAAAUGAGUCCAGCGAUCAUCCUGACUUGUCACCUGCGUUAUUCCCAAAGGGACUUCCCUCUGCUUCCUGGAAUGAUGCUGGUGGAUAAAAGCACACACUUUCUUCUUCUGCCAUCCUGCCAGCUCUGUAACUUGAUUUCUGCACAUUUUAGAAAUUCUCUCUCACACAAAAACUGACAAAAAGAACUAUUUUAAUUGCAUUGUGUUUAAAAAAGUAUACUACAAUGUCAAUAAUAAAACUGGUUUCUCAUGGAUA